UUUUUUUUCUCUCACUAUCUGUGCGUCUCAUGGAGCGGCGGCCGUGGCAUCACUUCUCAAACUAUAUACAUCAGACCAAUAAAGCCGUGGUAAUGCUCGUGGGAUUCAUUCAACUUUAAAAAAAAUUAUAUAUAUAUAUAUAAUUUAAUUAUUCAAUGAUCUUCACAGCGCUCGUCUGACCGUUGAUGCGUAAAUUCCGUGCGUAAAAGUACAAGUACUGACCACUGCUCUGCAGAUUGCCAGAGAGGCUUUUUUUCGACUUCAAACGAGAAUCAAGAGCUCCAUCACUGGGAGAGUGUUGGACACGGAGAGGUUUGAUGGAGUUGGUUUGGUGACAGCGACACCGGACUUUCAGUUUGGAUUGGCACCGCAGCAACACUUAAAUCUCCUGGACUUGUUGUUACUGCGUGGAUCCCGUAUCUGCGUGGGACCUUGACAGUUUUUGGAUCUCUUAAUUGUCACGGCUUUCACCGUCUAUAUGUCACAAGAGGGGCAUAAAAGUGAGCUGCAAUUCCCAGCAGGAGGAACUUUAUUUCCGAGAGCUCCCAGCACCGAAUCAGUGGAGUAUUCAUGAAGCAAUAUUUGAACUAUUACAAGAUGAGGCUGAGAACAUCGAGGUUAGGCUAUCUGUUACUUCAGUUCGCGGCGCUUUGCUUUUACGCACAGAACACUGUGCAGUCCCCUCCUAAUUUCAAGCACCACGUUACUGAGCAGAGCCGCCUGUCGGACCGCACGAGCCGCAGGUUGACCCGCACCUACCAGCUGUACAGCCGCACUAGCGGGAAGCACGUCCAGGUCCUGGCCAACAAGCGGGUCAACGCCAACGGGGACGACGGGGCGGUGCACGCUAAACUGGAGGUGGAGACGGACUCCUUUGGAAGUCGUGUUCGCAUCAAAGGGGUGAAGACGGGAUACUACAUAUGCAUGAACAAAAAGGGGAAGCUCAUCGGCAAGCGGAAAGGACGAGGCAAAGACUGCAUCUUCACCGAGAUCGUUCUGGAAAACAACUACACCGCGCUGCAGAACGCCAAGUACGGCGGCUGGUACAUGGCUUUCACACGCAAGGGCCGUCCGAGGAAGGCCUCCAAGACUAAGCAGCACCAGAGGGAGGCCCACUUCAUGAAGCGUCUACCCAGGGGGCACUUGCUGAGCGAGAGGAGACCGUUUGAUGUCCUUCCUCUCCGUGUCCCCACGCACCCUUUGAGCAAGCGGACUAAACAUUCCCAUCACCAGCGCUCGGGGGGCCGCUAAGCACUGGAAACCACUGAGGGAGAACUGUUGACGAACCAGCACAGAAGAACCACUACAAGGGUGUUGGGGUGUGGGGGGGGGGGAUGGGGGGGAUGGGGAAAAGCAAGCGCUCUCAGAGAAAUUAACUUUUACAGUCAAGUGCCCAUACACGUUUUGCCUCAUUUGUGUGUAAUUAUUUGUACUGGAUUGUAAUGUAACCAUUGAUUAUCUAAUCUGCUAGUUAUUUCCAAUUCAGACAAAUUGUAUAGGCUCAGCAACAAAGAAUGUUUAAAAUAGAAACGAGUACGAUGGAGCUAGACACGGCAGCUAUCUGUGGAUUUUCUUGUGGUUGCAGCAUCUGAGUCUCAGUUGACACGCGAUCCCGCCUUUAGGAAGGCCGUCCUGGAGAAUUUGUAACCGUUUUUCUUUUUCUUUUCUACAUAUAUAUAUUUUUACUGUAAAAAUGUAAAUGAAUGAUGGAAAUAUUUAUUGUAGAGUGUAUAUUAAAACCACUAAAGAAUCA
Pseudoliparis swirei is the source of this 1753-nucleotide messenger RNA. It is a transcript of the gene fgf8b, whose product is annotated as fibroblast growth factor 8b. Bases 571 to 1251 code for a protein of 226 amino acids. The transcript is spliced from 5 exons. The record is from RefSeq and is a predicted model, not a curated record. NCBI's taxonomy places the organism in Eukaryota, Metazoa, Chordata, Actinopteri, Perciformes, Liparidae. Gene Ontology annotation, biological process: heart morphogenesis; fibroblast growth factor receptor signaling pathway; positive regulation of cell population proliferation. Gene Ontology annotation, molecular function: type 1 fibroblast growth factor receptor binding; growth factor activity; type 2 fibroblast growth factor receptor binding. Gene Ontology annotation, cellular component: cytoplasm.